CCCGGGAGCAUGAAGGACCGAACACAGGAGCUCCGCACGGCCAAGGACAGCGAUGAUGAUGACGAUGUCACUGUCACCGUGGACCGAGACCGCUUCAUGGAUGAGUUCUUCGAACAGGUGGAGGAGAUCCGUGGCUUCAUUGACAAGAUCUCAGAGAACGUGGAGGAGGUGAAGCGGAAGCACAGCGCCAUCCUGGCCUCCCCCAACCCUGAUGAGAAAACCAAGGAAGAGCUGGAGGAACUCAUGUCUGACAUAAAGAAGACAGCAAACAAAGUUCGCUCCAAAUUGAAGAGCAUCGAGCAGAGCAUCGAGCAGGAGGAAGGCCUGAGCCGCUCAUCCGCUGACCUGAGGAUCCGAAAGACACAGCACUCCACACUGUCCCGGAAGUUUGUGGAGGUGAUGUCAGAGUACAACACCACGCAGACUGACUACCGCGAGCGCUGCAAGGGCCGCAUCCAGAGGCAGCUGGAGAUCACCGGCCGGACCACGACCAGCGAGGAGCUGGAGGACAUGCUGGAGAGUGGGAACCCCGCCAUCUUUGCCUCCGGGAUCAUCAUGGACUCCAGCAUCUCCAAGCAGGCCCUGAGCGAAAUCGAGACGCGCCACAGUGAGAUCAUCAAGCUGGAGAGCAGCAUCCGGGAGCUGCACGACAUGUUCACGGACAUGGCCCUGCUCGUGGAGAGCCAGGGAGAGAUGAUUGACAGGAUUGAGUACAACGUGGAACAUUCGGUGGACUACGUGGAGAGGGCUGUGUCUGACACCAAGAAGGCCGUCAAGUACCAGAGCAAGGCUCGCCGGAAGAAGAUCAUGAUCAUCAUCUGCUGUGUGGUCCUGGGCAUCGUCAUCGCCUCCACCUUCGGAGGCAUCUUCGGGUAGAGACCACCCCACCGCCACUGCGCUCUGGAUGGCCCACCCCAGGAGGCCGCCUGGCUGCUGCCACCUUCUGGCUCGGGCCCUCUCCUCCCCACCCCACACCGCUUUCUCUGCACAGGGCCCCCGU
Messenger RNA from Lagenorhynchus albirostris (white-beaked dolphin), 1000 nucleotides. RefSeq names its product syntaxin 1A (gene STX1A). The record is from RefSeq and is a predicted model, not a curated record. Lineage: Eukaryota; Metazoa; Chordata; Mammalia; Artiodactyla; Delphinidae. The transcript has 10 exons. Gene Ontology annotation, cellular component: presynaptic active zone membrane; endomembrane system; plasma membrane. Gene Ontology annotation, molecular function: SNARE binding; SNAP receptor activity. Bases 10 to 876 code for a protein of 288 amino acids. Gene Ontology annotation, biological process: synaptic vesicle fusion to presynaptic active zone membrane; exocytosis; intracellular protein transport.